GUGCAAACGUCCUUUACCCUCACAAUAUUUUAUUUAGAAGUAAAUAAAAACGACUGUAGACUACGUCUAGGAGCGGAUGCAAACGUUCUGAUAUAAUGAUUUGGUUCCUAGACGUUGUUUGCUCCAAGAAGAAGGCGAUCUUAUUUAAAGUUUAAAAUAUGAAACUGCAUAGUCACACAUCAUUAAAGGAAUAUCGCAAACGGGAAAAAUCUACACAUCCUCUCACCCGAGUGCAUACUCGUCAGGCGCUUGCAUCCAGUAAGAAACAUUGGAACAUUACAGUCCACUGUACGAAGGGUCGACGUGAUGGACUGCACUCUUCGCAAGUUGAUGUGUGCAAGGAACACAUUGAUGUGAUGCCUAUUGUAAAGACUGCAGCAUAUGUAGCAAAACAGACCUGUCAGUACAUGUUCCAAGAUAGACGCUGGAACUGUUCCUCUAUAGAAAGUGUCCCCAAAAUGACUAGGGAUCUCAGCCUUGGUACAAGAGAGCAAGCAUUUGUGUAUGCUGUAUCAUCUAGCUCCUUGGCCCACACAGUUUCCCGUGCCUGUGCCUUAGGACACACACUCCGCUGCGGCUGUGGCCUGCUACCCACAGAAGCACCCACAGAGGAAUUUAAAUGGGGAGGCUGCAGUGAUGAUUUAAGAUAUGGCAUUUCAUUUACUAAGACUUUUGCCGAUGCACCAUUUUUAAAAAGAAACAAAAAAUCCUCAAUGAAUAGACAUAAUAACAUGGUGGGAGUACAGGUGAUAGACAGCAGUUUGGGCACAGCAUGCAAAUGUCACGGUGUAUCAGGAUCAUGCGCUCUAAAAACUUGCUGGAAAGCACUUCCUGACAUGGAAAAAAUAGGACACAAAUUAAAACAUAAAUAUGCCUAUGCUGUGGAAGUUGAAAGUAGGCGUGUUGGAAGGACUAAGAGAUUGGUACCAGUUGAUCAUGAUAAAAUAGACAUUGGCAAUGAUGAGUUGAUAUAUUAUACUACAUCACCAGAUUAUUGUGGGCCAGACCCAAAGACUGGCUCUGUCGGCACUGCAGGAAGGCGGUGCAUCAAGGGCGAUGGAGGGUCUGGGGGUUGUGAUAGCAUGUGUUGUGGGAGGGGCUUUAUCACCCUAAAUCUACUGAAGAAGGAGAGGUGUGAGUGUAAAUACUACUGGUGCUGCUACGUGAAAUGUAAAACAUGUAGGAGAUAUGUUGAGAUCCAUAAAUGUAGAUAGGAGUAAAAUAUGGAGUCAGAAUUCAAAAGCAAGAUUUAAGACAAGAUUAUCAAAUAUUCAGACCUAUAACUGUAUAAGAACUUGAAUCGGGAAAAACAUGCAUGUUUAAAAUGUAUGCUUUCAACAGAUCAAGAUGUAAAUAUACAAAUACAUUGUAAGAUAUGAGAUUUACUGUCAGAAUGUAUUCAUACAUUGUAAGAUAUGAGAUCAUACAUUGUAAGAUAUGAGAUCUUCUGUCGGAAUCUACAAAAUACAUUGUAAGAUAUGAGAUCUACUGUCAAAAUGUACACAUACAUUGUACAAUAUGGCAACUACUGUCAGGAUAUACACAAUUGUAUGGUGUGAGAUCUACUAUCAGAAUGUACAGAUAUAAUGUAAGAUAUGAGAUCUACUGUCAGGAUGUACACAUACACUGUGAGAUCUAAAGUAAGAUACUGUAAAUUGAUUAAUUGAAUGUUUCUUUUUCAAAAUUUGGAAUUCAUGAAUAACAUAAAGUGAAAAUUUUCUUGGUGAAAACCUUGUAUAAGUACUUGUGAAAAAUGUGCAUGCUUGUUCAUGAACAGAACAUGUAUGAAAUGUUAAUUUAUAAAAAUACAUUAAAUCAAAACAAGAAAUAUUAAAAAUUAGUCAAGUAUUACAUGAAUAUAAGAGGUGCUUAUAUAGAACCUGAGAGCUUAUGGGGAUGGAAAACAAGCUUUUUCAAAUAAAAUGCAUGAUCUGGAAAGGCAAAAAUUAAAUGCUUGGGAUUUGUUCAUAUGUUAGAUCCAUUCUGCAAUAUUCAUUCAAGGUCCCUUGGAGAUUCCCAGUCAACCAGUUUGCAAUGUUUAUAGAUUAGAUCUCCAAGUUGUAAUGUUCAUAACUUAGGUUUCGCAGGUUGUAAUCUUCAUAAGUUAGGUCUCGCAUGUUGUAAUGUUUAGAAGUUAGGUCUC
This is a messenger RNA of Owenia fusiformis, 2143 nucleotides long. The record is from the annotation of a GenBank genome assembly. NCBI's taxonomy places the organism in Eukaryota, Metazoa, Annelida, Polychaeta, Sabellida, Oweniidae.